Messenger RNA from Drosophila innubila, 764 nucleotides. Its product is annotated as acyl-coenzyme A thioesterase 13. Gene Ontology annotation, molecular function: fatty acyl-CoA hydrolase activity. The record is from RefSeq and is a predicted model, not a curated record. The transcript is spliced from 2 exons. NCBI's taxonomy places the organism in Eukaryota, Metazoa, Arthropoda, Insecta, Diptera, Drosophilidae. Bases 212 to 661 code for a protein of 149 amino acids.
UAAUUAAGAACUUUUUUGGGUCAUAACUGAUAAAAGCUGAUAUGAAUAUCGAAAACCACAAUAGCACAGUAAUAAAAAUUUAGGAUCUGGUCAUUGUUUUCUAAUAUAUUGCUUUCGCCCAGAAUGUAGCGCUUGCAUCAGUAUAUUUUCGCAUUUCGUUGAGAAAAGUAAUGUUCUAGUGAUAGAGCUAAAGCCAACAUAAAAAAACACAAUGGCAGCCAAGAGGGGUAUUGAAAUGCUUAAGCAGAUAGCCGAAUAUGCAUGCAAGGGAUCCGGCUUUAACCGUGUUACGAAAAUGGUAAAAAUAACGGGUGGCGGUGAAGGACGCUGCGUGGGUGAAUUUACAGUGGAAGAUGAGCAUUUAAAUCACGAGGGCUCAUUACAUGGCGGUUUAAUGGCAACGAUUGUAGAUCAUAUAACUUCCUAUGCCCUAAUGACCAAAGGUUCACAUCCGGGUGUCAGCUCUAGCUUAAAUGUAAACUAUUUGGCUGCGGCCAAGUGUGGAGAUAUCGUCGAGGUAGAUGCCAACACCGUACAUGCUGGACGUAAAAUGGCCUACAUUGAUUGUGUGUUGCGUAUAAAGCAAAAUGGCAAAGUCAUUGCCAAAGGCGGACAAACCAAAUUCGUUGAUAUAGACUCUGAGGUCCCUAAGUUUGAAUAAACAGAAACUUUACACUGGCGUCUAUCGUGCAACCGAAAUGGAGAAUAUUCUUUAAUUAUUAUUCUUGUUGGUAUAUCGAUAGUUAAUAAAGUUAUCGCACAGA